This is a messenger RNA of Penicillium odoratum, 852 nucleotides long. Its product is annotated as 25S rRNA (adenine2142-N1)-methyltransferase. Gene Ontology annotation, molecular function: rRNA (adenine) methyltransferase activity. The transcript has a single exon. The record is from RefSeq and is a predicted model, not a curated record. Lineage: Eukaryota; Fungi; Ascomycota; Eurotiomycetes; Eurotiales; Aspergillaceae. Gene Ontology annotation, cellular component: nucleolus. Bases 1 to 852 code for a protein of 283 amino acids.
AUGCCUCCCAAGCGUCGCUCUCAGCGUCCGGGUUUACUCUCCAGUACCCGCCCGCCGACAGUCAAAUCCAAGCAUGCAGCGUUAUCAGCCAAGGCCACCCGAACUCUCAUCCGCUCCCAUCAUCAACUUCUGAAAGCAAAAGCUCAGGCAGAAGCGGCGGGUGAUGAGGUCCGGGCAAGUAACAUUAAUGCCCAAAUCGAAGCUGCUGGUGGGUUGAAAAGCUACCAGAUUGCCAGCAAGCUAGGUCAGUCCGGGGAUCGAGGUGGUGACUCCAGUAAGAUCCUGGUAGACUGGAUCAAGCCGCAACUCAAUCAAUGGAACAACAGUCUCCCCAAAUUACGCGUCCUUGAAGUCGGGGCGUUAAGUACGAAAAAUGUCUGUUCCAGGACCUCCGCCUUAGAGGUGACCCGCAUCGACCUGAAUUCUCAGGAACCGGGUAUCUUGAAGCAAGAUUUCAUGGAACGACCAUUGCCGUCUACGGAAAUGGAGAGAUUCCAUAUCAUUAGUCUUUCAUUGGUGCUCAACUAUGUACCAGACCCUGUGGGUCGAGGCGAUAUGCUUAAACGCCUUGUGCACUUCUUCACAUCCGAAUGUCCCAUCUCCUUUCCCCCGACUCUAUUCUUCGUUCUUCCGGUGGCAUGUGUCGAUAACUCACGUUAUCUCACUGAGAAAAGACUUCUCGCCAUUCUAGAGAGUCUGGGCUUUCAACUCGUACAAAGCAGGCGGACUUCCAAGCUCAUCUACCAAUUAUGGACUCAUACCGGUGCCGCCUCACCCCAGUCUUUUAAGAAGGAGAUGGUUAACCCAGGCCAUAAAAGGAACAAUUUCGCUGUUGUUGUGCGCGAAAGCUGA